UAUGUACAUUCGCAGGAAACUUUAAACGAAGGUAUAAAAUUACCAGCUUCUAGCAAACGAGGAAAUGAAACAACUGAAAAAGACAUUUCUAAACGUAAAAAGGUUAAAAAGACAAGAAAGAGCGUGAAAAGUGAUCUUCAACCAGGAAACGGAAGAUCUUCCGAGUCUCCUCUCUCUGAUGAGA
This is a messenger RNA of Funneliformis mosseae, 184 nucleotides long. The record is from the annotation of a GenBank genome assembly. NCBI's taxonomy places the organism in Eukaryota, Fungi, Glomeromycota, Glomeromycetes, Glomerales, Glomeraceae.